Molecule: messenger RNA, 246 nt
Organism: Dibothriocephalus latus
Lineage: Eukaryota; Metazoa; Platyhelminthes; Cestoda; Diphyllobothriidea; Diphyllobothriidae
Source: the annotation of a GenBank genome assembly
AUGGAUUCAAACGAGGUAAUGGUGUCGUAUGACGUGGUGUCAUGGUUCCCCUCCAUUCCAAACGGCCUCGCCGUCAGCACUAUCGAUGAACUUCUUCAGGAAAUGUACGAGAAAGACGAUCAACAAAUGAAACGGGAGCACGUGAUAGAACUCUUGGAAUUAUGCCUCAGGACAUCCUUCACCUUCGACGAUCGAGUCUACGAGCAAAAGAAGGGAACGCCGAUGGGCUCACCCCUGUCUGGGUAA